GUUGUUCGCAGUGCUGUUGUUUACAUUGUGAUUUUCUCCCGAUUUCUCCCAACAAAGCAGGAAAAUAUCUAUUUAUUUAAAGUAUUUGUAACAUUUCCGAACAAAAUGUCUGAAAGUGAAGAGCCCCAAGUGAAGGUGGAGUUUAAAAAGAAGGGGAAGAAACAGCUUCGGCAAAGGAAACCUUCCAACAGUGAGGACGAUGAGCAGGAGCAAGAAACAGAAGCUGAUAUUUUAGCAAAGCUAGAAGAAACCAAGGAGCGACAAAAGCUGCGCAAUAGACGGAACGGUGUUAACAUCCUAAGCCUGGCUGCGGGUAAAAAAAUAACCAUUGAGGAGGAGAUUACAGUUAAAGAUCCAUUUAACAUAAAAACUGGCGGGAUGGUCAACAUGCAGGCACUGAAGGCGGGAAAAUUGAAGGCCGCAGUCGAAGACCCGUACGACACGGGCAUAGGGACACAGUUCUCCGCCGAAACAAACAAACGGGACGAAGAUGAAGAAAUGAUGAAAUACAUUGAGGAGGAGCUGGGCAAACGGAAAGGCAUUGCGCAGGAGCAGGACAACCAGACGGAGGGCGAAUCGUCCGGCAAGUACCUCAGCCCGGAGGAGGCGGCACUACUCUCGCUCCCCGCUCACCUUAGCCAAACGUCGUCCCAGCGCUCGGAGGAAAUGCUGUCCAACCAGAUGCUGAGCGGCAUCCCGGAGAUCGAUCUGGGCAUUGAGGCGAAAAUUAAAAACAUCGAAGCGACGGAAGACGCCAAGCUCAAGUACAUGCAGGAGCAGCAGCGCAAGAAGGAUCUCCCGUCGCACUUUGUGCCCUCGAACAUGGCAGUCAACUUUAUGCAGCACAAUCGCUAUCGGAUCGAUAAUCCUGCGCCGGCCAAGCGCCGCUAUCAGGAGGAUCAUCGCGACCAGCGGCACGAUGACCGUGUGCCGAAGAAAGCGACCGAUGAUUAUCAUUUCGACAAGUUCAAGAAGCAAUACCGACGCCACUGAGAGGGGCCCUGGAGGUUGGGGCACAUACUUUUAAUUUUAAACAAUGAAUAUGGUAAGCCAACGCGUAACGAGUAAGGAUACUGAUUGAACCACCGUUUAUUAAUAGCAUUUUAAAGUUGAGAUAUUGAGAACACACCAUGAAGCCAAAACUUGUGUCAACGAACGAUGGGAAGUGGUCUUGCACCUGCACCACACCAACCGGCGCGGAGCGGUUUUGGGCCGGGAUACUGACAAUUUGAGACAAUUGUAAGUGUAUUUACUCGUAGCUAGAUAAAUUCAGUCAUGCAUACACACGGGAAGAGUUAAUCUGGCAAUGAGAGUAACCAACCUCUCACCCGCCAACGGUCGUCGGCAGCAGAGAUGUACGAAACUUGCUCAAUGCAAUCAUUUAUCUUUUGUUAUGGGGCGCCAUCACUGACAACGGUCGGUUCUUGUUCUUACGAUAGGAUUUUAAACUGCAAGCGCUCAAGUCUUUACUUCCUCUUCCAUUCGGUUUCAUCUCUUCGCUAUCGUUGAAGUCUUUUGAUGUACGGGUUAUUCCCACUUUACAAAUCUGUACAACGGACAGCCAGCCUGGUGUACUACCUUGAAUGGAUUUCCGUUUUGUGCCCGGCUUUAUUCUUGCUUGGUUUAUCCUUUUUUAUUUUAUUUUAUUUUGUAAGCGCAUCUGCUAUUUUACUAACUUUAUUUGCCAUCAGCCGUAGACUCUAGACGCAACACCUGUAACCUGUUGGAUCCGAACUAUUGUAAUGUAUGUAAUGCUUUAUACUACUAGUUGCAUUUGUUUCUCAACCAAUGUCAAAAGAACAAUGUUUGCAGUCUAUGUUA
This is a messenger RNA of Anopheles merus, 1821 nucleotides long. Its product is annotated as telomere length and silencing protein 1 homolog. NCBI's taxonomy places the organism in Eukaryota, Metazoa, Arthropoda, Insecta, Diptera, Culicidae. The transcript is spliced from 4 exons. The record is from RefSeq and is a predicted model, not a curated record. Gene Ontology annotation, biological process: mRNA splicing, via spliceosome. Bases 106 to 993 code for a protein of 295 amino acids. Gene Ontology annotation, cellular component: spliceosomal complex.